AUGGCUGAGCAAGCCAGAGUCUCUGAAGCGCACCAAGAUAUGCUCCGACAAGCGUCGGAGGCGAUGCGUCAGCAAAACUACAAGGUAGAAGAGCUGAAUCAAAAAGUUCGCCGCGACAGCGAACGAUGGGGUUUAUUUGCCGAAGCGACGAAUCAGCGUUCGGCAUUUUCGACUGGCCGAGCGACCGAAGCGCCUCGGCUGGAGAACCUGAUGGGCGUCCAGCAAGUGCCGUUGGCGCCCACGUACAAGGGAAGCACGAAGCGCGAGCGCCGCGAGUUCAUGGACGAGUACCUCGCGUACUCGCGGCGCGUGGAAGUGCUUAACCGCGGCAUGGGCGGACGGUGGCUUCUGCAAUGGAAUGGCCGAGACAAGGUGGGGUUCUAG
This is a messenger RNA of Aphanomyces invadans, 384 nucleotides long. RefSeq lists its product as hypothetical. The transcript is spliced from 2 exons. Lineage: Eukaryota; Oomycota; Saprolegniomycetes; Saprolegniales; Verrucalvaceae. Bases 1 to 384 code for a protein of 127 amino acids. The record is from RefSeq and is a predicted model, not a curated record.